Sparassis crispa is the source of this 804-nucleotide messenger RNA. RefSeq names its product Short chain dehydrogenase citE. The transcript has 4 exons. Lineage: Eukaryota; Fungi; Basidiomycota; Agaricomycetes; Polyporales; Sparassidaceae. The record is from RefSeq and is a predicted model, not a curated record. The coding region runs from base 1 to 804 and encodes 267 amino acids. Gene Ontology annotation, molecular function: oxidoreductase activity, acting on the CH-OH group of donors, NAD or NADP as acceptor.
AUGCCAGAAUACAGCGUCCCGGACUUGGUCACCACAUUACACCAUGACACAUAUCCUGCUAUCGAUCCUACCACAGCUGACCUCUCAGGCAAGGUCGUCCUUGUCACGGGCGCCUCGAAAGGGAUUGGCAAAGCGAUUGCAAUUGCAUUCGCUCAGGCGGGGGUCUCUGGUCUCGUGCUUCUCGCUCGCAGUAGCACAAAGGCUGUUGAGGCUGAGUGUCUGGCGGCGCAGCACCCGGGGGAAAUUCUCAAGCUGCUGUCGCUCUCUGUCGACGUUACAGACACAGCGCAGGUGAUCGAUGCGACAAAGCACGUCAAGGAAACAUUUGGGCGAUUUAACGUCGAGGUCAACAACGCCGGCUACUUAACACCGCCCAAGCCGAUGGCGGAGAGCGACCCGUACGACUUGUGGAAAUGUGGCGGCGACAAGCUCAUCGUUAAUGUAGCGAGCGAUUUGGCUCAUGUCAUGUGGAGGGGCUUCUCGGCCUAUCAGACGACCAAGUUCGCCCAACUCCGGCUCACAGAAGCGAUCAUGGCGAAUUACGGUGCAGAGGGUGUUUUGGCCUUUGUUUUGCACCCUUGUGCGAUGCUGACCGACUUGAACUCCAUCCUCCCUGCCGAUGUUCAGGAAUUCCUGACCGACACCCCCGAACUAGCCGCCCACUUCAUUGUGUGGCUCGUACGCAAGCGAAGAGAUUGGUUGGGUGGUCGCUAUGUCAGCGCCCUCUGGGAUGUCGAUAAACUGGAAGGAAAAAGGCAGGAGAUCAUCGAGGGAAACAAGCUUAAGACGAAGCUGGUUCUGUAA